GUCAGUGAGGGUGGGUGAAAGUCGGCCGCGCAUGCGCACAGCUGUCACUUCCGCUAUCGGGGGGAUACCGGAGCGAUGACUGCCACACUUCGUCCAUACCUCUGCGCAGUCCGCUCCACGUUGGAGGUGGCAGUAUGCCUGGAAAAUUUCUCUUCUCAGGUUGUGGAGCGACAUAACAAGCCUGAAGUUGAAGUCAGGAGUAGCAAAGAGCUGCUGUUACAGCCAGUGAUUAUAAGUAGGAACGAAAAGGAAAAAGUUCUUAUUGAAGGAUCCAUUAACUCUGUGCGUGUCAGCAUUGCUGUAAAACAGGCUGAUGAAAUUGAAAAGAUCUUGUGCCAUAAAUUUAUGCGCUUCAUGAUGAUGAGAGCUGAAAACUUCUUCAUCUUGCGCCGAAAGCCUGUAGAGGGAUACGAUAUCAGCUUCCUGAUCACAAACUUCCAUACGGAGCAGAUGUACAAACACAAGCUGGUUGACUUUGUGAUCCAUUUCAUGGAAGAGAUUGAUAAGGAGAUCAGCGAGAUGAAAUUGUCCGUGAACGCAAGAGCUCGUAUCGUUGCUGAGGAAUUCCUUAAGAAUUUUUAAAGAUUGUGGGAUGCUCUGCAGGAUGUGACUUCCUCGUCUCGCCCAUGGAUCUCUGCAUCACUGCUGAAAAAGUCUGGGCGGGGAGUAAUGGGGGGGGGGGGGGGCUUGCAAUUAAAGUGCGGUAUAGAGAGGCAGUGAUUGUUCGUCAGGGAGACCUCUGGGGGAAAUGUUUAUGGCAUUUACCUUCAUUCCAAUAUCCCCCACAGGAUGGGACAGAAUAUUUUUAUUGUUUAUUUUGAGAGAAAUGUUGUACUUGUCUGAUUCUGUAUUCACUUUCUUUUUUUUUUUUAAGUCAUUACUGAAUUUAUUUUUACAUUUCUUUUCUGAUAUAUAUUUGCAAAAUUUCCAGUAACGUCAUUGCUGUUCACAAUGGGAACAUGGGUGAUAAAGGCAUUUGUUGCAAGCAGCUUGCCUUUUUUUCUUUCCCUUCCUCCCUGCAAAAUGAUAUAUAAUUUAAUUGUUUUCCCCCCACAAAAUAAAUUCUGACAAGGAUUGAAUGAACAGAAAAUUGGUGAGGGCUUUGAGUUUCGACAGAAUUCACAGCAGUUCUCUUGCACACUAAGCUUUUGAUCUGUUCGCUUUGUUAUACAAUGUUUGUAACUAAAACAUGGACUUACCUACAAAUAAAAAAUAAACAAACAAGACUGCCAUCAUGUCCAGAGGUACUGUAAUAAGAGCAAGAUUCAUUUGCUAUAAUGAAAAUAUGGCUAUCGGCAAGCUAAAUUGUUUCAACGGGUGAUAUUGAGCCUUCUGCUCUGAAAAAGUUGUGGAGACAUCUUUUGGUUUUCUUUCAGCAUCCUAUGGUUAGUCCCAGAACUUUAAGACAGAGUUUUGUAAUUAAUUCUUAAAGGUUUACAUAAGGUCAACUUCCAUGUUGUUAUGGGAAUUGGGAUACUGUAAAAUUAUGUUUUGCUUUAUUUUUAUUUUUUUCCCCCUCUUUUUCUUGCACUUAACUCUAUAAAAACUUUUUUCCUGUUUAAAAAUAAAGACUUUUUUUGUCCUGUC
Pelobates fuscus (common spadefoot toad) is the source of this 1587-nucleotide messenger RNA. It is a transcript of the gene ARPC4, whose product is annotated as actin related protein 2/3 complex subunit 4. Bases 76 to 582 code for a protein of 168 amino acids. Gene Ontology annotation, molecular function: actin filament binding. Gene Ontology annotation, cellular component: actin cytoskeleton; Arp2/3 protein complex. Gene Ontology annotation, biological process: actin filament polymerization; Arp2/3 complex-mediated actin nucleation. The record is from RefSeq and is a predicted model, not a curated record. Lineage: Eukaryota; Metazoa; Chordata; Amphibia; Anura; Pelobatidae. The transcript is spliced from 6 exons.